UUUGUCAAAUUGUUUUGAAAGCCAAACUGAGCUCCAUUCCAAACCCAGGUUAGCCCAACACCACAGUCUGAGUGCCAGAGAAGGAGACACAUGGCAGUCCAUGGACCCUUCUUCAGACAGCCACAGGUAGUAACAAUGAUGUGGAUGCUUAUCGUAGUCCUAGGUAUGUGUGGAGGACAUGCCACGGGCUGGACAUAUCAUGCCUCCACAUAUACCAUGAACUGGACCAUGGCAAGAGAGUGGUGUUGGAUUAACAACCACACAGACAUGGUAGUCAUCCAAAACCAGGAAGAGAAUAAUUACCUCCUCAACAUCUUGCCUGAUAGAACUGGGUCUCCGUAUUACUGGAUCGGAAUCAAGAAGAUCAAUGGAAACUGGACAUGGGUCGGAACCAACGGAACGUGGGUUGGGAAUUCUUCCUGGGCACCCAACGAACCCAAUAACAAACUGGGUGAGGAGUGUGUUGAGAUGUACGUCAACAAAGGGAACAGCGAGAAUAACGGGAAGUGGAACGAUGAUAUGUGCUCAAAUCUCAAAUACUCGCUAUGCUACAGAGACCAAUGCAACCAAACAUCAUGCAUGGGACAAGGGAGAUGUUUGGAGACCAUCAACAAUUUUACCUGUGUGUGUGAACCUGGGUUUGAGGGACACGUUUGCCAAACAGCUAAGGGAUGUGACCCCUUAUGUCUACCUGAUGGGUUUGUGAACUGCUCUGCUGUCAACUUUACUGUCAACUCUACAUGCCGAUUGAGCUGUGAGAAGGGGAACCUACUGCUGGGAUCCCCAGAAGUCAGCUGUGGCACGGACAGGGUCUGGACUGCAGUCUGGGGCGAUGACAUCUGGAGCAGGAUCUGGGUCUGGAGCGGGAUCUGGGUCUGGAGCGGACAAAGGCCAGUUUGUGCAAGUUAUCAGCAUGUCCUAAUGGCUGUAGCUGCUGGUUGGAUGCUCUCAAUGUCCUGCUGCAUCUGCUGUUGUUUCAAUCACAGAAAAAAAAAAAAGCAUGCUCAACUAAGGGAACCAGAUGAGGGUGUGACGUCAUCCAACGAGACAGGGGACAACUGAUGGACCUCUGAGACUUCAUACAUUAUGUCAAUCUACCUAUUAUUUCAACAUACUGUGUGGAUUAGUCCACAUCAAAUACAGUGCCUUGCGAAAGUAUUCGGCCCCCUUGAACUUUGCGACCUUUUGCCACAUUUCAGGCUUCAAACAUAAAGAUAUAAAACAU
This is a messenger RNA of Oncorhynchus tshawytscha (Chinook salmon), 1225 nucleotides long. Its product is annotated as L-selectin. NCBI's taxonomy places the organism in Eukaryota, Metazoa, Chordata, Actinopteri, Salmoniformes, Salmonidae. The transcript has 7 exons. The record is from RefSeq and is a predicted model, not a curated record. The coding region runs from base 91 to 1062 and encodes 323 amino acids.